AUGGCAUUUAUACCAUAUUUUAACCACACGCAAUUGAAUCAAACAAUGGCAUCUUCAUAUGAAAAUCCACCACGCGCAACACAAUAUCAAUCAUCGAAAAGAUUUGAUAAUCUUCAAGCUGAUGUCAAUCAGGUCGUUGAUGUUAUGAAAGAUAAUCUUGAUAAAGUAUUGGAACGUGAUGCCAAAUUAACUACACUUGAAAAUCGUGCAGAAGUUUUACAAACUGGUGCAUCACAAUUUACAACCAAUGCUAGUAAAUUAAAACGUAAAUACUGGUGGAAAAAUGUUAAAAUGUGGAUCAUUCUCAUUAUUGUUAUUAUCGUUUUGAUUAUUGUUAUUGUUGUUGCUAUUACUCAAUCGGAUUUUAAUGAAUUCGUGUGUUUUCCUAGGACAACUAAUGGUGCAGGAGGUCCACCAGGUGGUGCCAGUGGUGGUGGUUCGAAGCGUCUCGCUCAACAACAAGCUCAAGUGGACGAAGUUGUUGAUAUUAUGCGACAAAAUGUUGAUAAGGUGUUAGAACGUGACAAAAAUCUGUCACUUCUCGACGAUCGAGCUGAUAAACUACAACAUAAUGCAGCGCAAUUUGAACAACAUGCAGGCAAAUUAAAACGAAAAUAUUGGUGGAAAAAUAUGAAGAUGAUGAUCAUAAUGGGAGUCGUGGGCAUAAUUUUUGCUAUUGUGGUGAUAGCUUGGAUUGGAUCGAAAGUUAAGUCAGAGACACCUGCUCUUCCAUCUGGUGGUGUAACAACAGCUGUGCCAUCGGCGAGUGGUGAGUCAAUACCCGGUGGUUCAAAGGAUAGUUUAAAUGGCGACAAACCAACAAAAAAGCCCCGUGGAUCACGUCGUCCAAAAUCCAAGCCAACACCAGUUGCUACUACGCCCAGUUCAGGAGCAACAGCAACAGCAACACCAUCGAGUGAUGGUGAACCAGAGCCUUCAGAAGCAGAUGAUUCAACCAAAGAAGCCAUCAAACGAGUUAUUCGUGCACUGGUUAAUAGGUCUUAA
Rotaria socialis is the source of this 1005-nucleotide messenger RNA. The record is from the annotation of a GenBank genome assembly. NCBI's taxonomy places the organism in Eukaryota, Metazoa, Rotifera, Eurotatoria, Philodinida, Philodinidae.